AUGGCUCUCAACUCUGCAUAUACAAUUAUUUGGCUCGAUGUUCAUAUUGGUUCCAAAGCUAAUUGUCGACAAAUGAAGAAAGACUUCGAGGUUGGUCUUGUAGAAACAGCAGCUGUACCACCACUUCCACAUGACCCAAUCGAUGAUCUUAUAUGUGCCGUACGUGAAUAUAGUGCACCAAUCCAAUUUGCGGAUACAACAAAUGAUGCAUUAAAUCUCAUAGAAAAUAGUGUGACUUAUAAUAAAAAAGUUAUAUUAAUCUCAUCGGCAACAUUGGGAAAAGAAAUUGUUCCUGAAAUUAACAAACAACAAUUACCAAUUGAAUCAUACUAUGUUUUCUGUGGAAAUAUAGAAAACAAUCGUGACUGGGGUAGUGAAUGUAUCGAUAAUGGUUUGGAUAUACAAAUGUUCGAUCAUCAGACAACUCUAUUGAUAAGACUCUGUCGAGAUAUGAGCAAGAUAUUAAAAAAAGAUGGAAUAGCUGUAUUGAAUGCAAAGAAACCUGAAUUUGCUUUGAAAUAUUUUGAAUUUGCUUAUGCACUUGCGGAAAAGGCCGUUGAGUAUGAUACACCUACCGAUUCUUCUGAUAAACAUCAUCCAUCUACCGAACAUCGACAAGAAUUAAAUUCUUUGAUGGCAAAAGCAAAACAAGAUAUGAAAUAA
Molecule: messenger RNA, 663 nt
Organism: Rotaria sordida
Lineage: Eukaryota; Metazoa; Rotifera; Eurotatoria; Philodinida; Philodinidae
Source: the annotation of a GenBank genome assembly